Molecule: messenger RNA, 4058 nt
Organism: Sinocyclocheilus grahami
Lineage: Eukaryota; Metazoa; Chordata; Actinopteri; Cypriniformes; Cyprinidae
Product: mis18-binding protein 1-like
Exons: 18
Coding region: 147-3587 (1146 amino acids)
Cellular component (GO): chromosome, centromeric region
Source: RefSeq, a predicted model, not a curated record
CCUUACGCGACGCGAGACGUUAGCAGCGGUUUUUUUUUUGUUAGCCGCGCUUUAUCCGGGAAAAUUCAAACGAGUUUAUAUGGAUUUUGAGGAGAACAUGGACCACUGUGGGGCUGAAAACAUUUAGUCUGACUUCUAAUACAACAAUGUAUUAUCCACUGCAAGACUAUUUCAUAGCUCCUGAAGACCCUAAGCCUGGUGACAUGAUCACACCAGUGAAAACCGUACCUCAAGUAGCUCACAAUUGGGCAACUGGAUCAGGCAGAAAGAUCUCAAACCGAAAUGUGUUGGUGAUGAACUCCACUGCACAGAAUGCUGAAGCAAAUAGCCCAAAUAUCCCAUGUGAGCUCAGCAGCAUCAAUGCUACGGCGGAGGUCGCCCCUCAAGACAAAGCGGUCCUGAUGCUGAAGAGGUGCAGCGAGACGCCGGCAAAGAUUUUUGCAAGAAUGAAGGCAAAAGUUCAGAUACAAAAUUCUGCAGGGCAUGGGGCAGCCUCUGAUCAUGUAAGCAAUCAAGAGAUGUGCGACAGUGUCCCCUCGAACCCUGUAACCCAGUACUCUCAAAAGAGUAACGCCAACCAGGAGACAUAUGUGUUAGCCCUCUCACCUCCACAGUCACCGAGAGGAGAUGCACAAGUUGGAGAAAUGGACUUACCACAGGAUGGCCAUUCCAUCAAUCUUCAUAAAGUGCCUGGAAGACAACAUGAAACCUUUAAUACGGAGUCAGAGUCAUUUAUUGAGCCCUAUGUUUUACUUGAGAAAAUACCUGGGGAGAUGUUAUCAGAGAUGAAAGAAAGGCGAAAGCAAAUGACAGAGAAUCUUUAUAACAGAAACCUACAGCCUCAUGUGCUGUUGAACAAGAUGGUUCCUGAUGAGAUGUUAGCCCAGCUUCAGCGGAAACCCAUCACCUAUGUCACUGGUUCAAAGGACAUCAGAAAUAAAGGUGGUGUUGUAUUUGGUGAGAGGAGCAUUGCAGUAGAAAGGGACAAUGAGGAAGAGCUCCAAAUAGACACGUCCAGUAGUCCUGAGUCUGAUCCGUUUGGUCAGUCGGAGUGCACAGAAGUGGUCCCUGGACUCCCUCAGCCUCCUCAUAAUCUACUGGAUGAUCCUCUCCUGCAGCUCUCUCCUCGGGUGUUGAUCCCACGAAAGACAGCGUCUGUGUUUCAGUCAAAACAACAAGCUAAACAAGCAGACAUAACUCUAUAUGAAGAAACCAAUGUGAGGAGGAUUCAUUUAAGAGACUGGGUUUUGAAACUGCUCAACAAAGACCUUGUGGUUGACGGUAUUCGCAUAGAUACUAUGAUACCUUGGCACAGCAGUUUUAUCAUUGAAAGAAUCUCAAGCAAUGUUCUCAAGACGUCAUCUGGCAGAACCUAUGUCCUCAUUGGGAAAAUGGCCAAACAUCCCAAUUCAUCGUUUCCAUCAUGGUUUUUGAAGAAGUUUCUUUUUGGGUUUCCAAAAAUGUGGAAGGAGUACCUGGAUCAGUUUUUGAGUGGUCAUAUGAGACCGCAGAAAAGUCAGAAGGACAACAGCAGUGUGAAACCUUCCAAAGCUAAAAACCAACAGGCCUCUAAAAACUCAACAUCCAGACAUCAGGGCAAUAUAGCAUCUCUCAUUUCCAUCACGCCCACUGGCAACAUUCAGCAGGGCAAUGCAAAAGUUUCCCGCAGUGGCCGACUCAUCAAACCACCAUUGGAAUACUGGAAAGGAGGGAGGAUUGUUAUGGAUUCUGACAUGAAUGUCACUAUCCAUGGGGACUACUCUACCUCAUUGCUGUCCACGCCAAAGAAACCAGUAAUUAUGGCAACGUCACAAAUCACAGAGGAACAAUUAUCCAGGCUCAAAACUCUCGGAAGAGGGAGGCGUAAAACAUCUAGCAGUGAAGAUGAGCUGUCAGUGCCAAUAAGGAGGAUCAAACGGCGUUCCAAACCCCAAAGAAAAGCCCAAUCUCAGAGCACAACACUGAAUAAACCUUCAAGAGCUCAGAAAGGACCCCUGGUUAUGGCCCGUAGCUCAAGCUCGGGUCAUGCAGUGAAACAAAUAGCUAGUCGACCUCAAAGAGCCUCUCUGAGAAAACAGCAGUCAGGAAGAGAGGAAAAUGCUAUGGACUCAGAGUCAGAAAUGAUGGAGAACACAAAGGUUGAUUCAGUGAAUGGUCAUUUCUCAGCUAGGGAGGGAACAGUGUCAUAUGAAGAACAGGAAUCAGGCUUUGAGAAUGAUCCGAAGACAAAGAGCAACAGCAAUUCAAAAAAGCUAAUUCAGGGUGAACCACAAUCCAUGCCACACGACAACAGUUCCUUACGCCGAAGCGCUCGCAUAAACUCCAGAGCCCAAUACUCUACUGACUCUAACAGCUCAUUUGCAUCUCCAGACCCUCUAAAAAGGCGAAGAGGAAGAGGGUCCACAGACCAUAAACAGCUAACAAAACCUCAUAAAGCUGAGACGUCUGUGGUGCAAGAUUCUACCAGUCAUAAGGAACAAAAUGAACAGGACUCAGUGAGAGGUUCACUUAGACCAAAAAAGGUCUCGCAGAGAAAUUCAGAUGAUGUUUUGGUAGGAGAUUCUGUUGAUUUUCCCACAGAUGAUGAUAAUGACGAAGAGAGAAGGCGACAUGACAAGAAGACCACAUUAUUGUUGAAGAGAUCAAGACAAAGGAAAGCAAAAUCUGAACCUAAAACCAAUGGACACCUUGCGUCCUCAGAGGACAUGCAUUCUGAGCACUCAGAGGAUGAGGAAAGUGUUCAACAUGCUGUUUCAAAUAACAGAAGAUCAAAGAAAUCUGAAACAGGAAAAGCAAACACUAGAAGCAAAAAGCCACAUACAGAAAACAGCAAUAAGCAUGAAGAUGAGCUAUUAGAUGGAAAAUGGAUGGAAGAAGAGCUACAAAAACUACACGAGGCUGUCAACUCAUUACCUAAGCACAAGAGCGGUUACUGGGCAAACGUUGCGUAUAUUGUUGGCACUCGUUCGGCUGAAGAGUGUCAGGAACAGUAUAAUUCCAAUCAGAAGACCAACAAAAGACCCAGAAAAAUAGCACAGAAAAAACCAGCAGCAACUGAGGAGCCAGGAAAGGAAAUAAUUGAAAUAACUGCUAAAACUGGAACACUUAAAAGGAGACAGCAGAUGAGGCAUUUCUUGGACCACAUGCCAAAAGAUGACCAUGACGAUGUGUUUGCUAACUCACCAAUGCACAAUAAGCAAAUCAAGUUGCCUGUAUUCGCUGCAAACGGAGAUGAUGAAGAUUUCAGCCUGCUUCAGAACCCCCAGACGCCAAGUUCUAGCAUUUCUACUGCUGCUAAAACCCCUCAGUGUCUGCACAUCAGCCCAGGAAUGCUGGGAUCCAUCAACAAGAAUAACAUGGACAAGUACAUUUUCCAUCUUCAGAAGAACCAGAAGGGACGGAAACGGGGCAAAAAGGCAGCACCAAUAGACAAGCUUACACCGACUCCAGUAGUCAAGAAGACUCUAAAGAGAUGUGUUGCUGAAGAUGAUGACUUUGUGGUGUGGAAUAUGCUGUCAGAUAAAGAUAUCCCAUCCAGAGCUGAUGACAGUGAUGAGGAGGAUGAUUAUUUUAUGGAAUACUGCUGAGUUUCACUAUCAUAGUUUAGCAUUUGUAAAAUGUAUCUUAAGUCAGUUCGUUUCAGUGCUGUUAAUCACAUUGUUUUACAGUAUUUUAGCUUCUACUUUUCCAGUUGUUUUUAAGUGUGUUUUGGUAUGUCAAACACCAGUGCUCAUGAAAUGUUUGCUAGCUUUAGCUUACAAAACAUCUCAAAUGAAGAUUUUUAAUUUGCCUUGUUGAGCUAGUUCUUCUACAAUGCAGUGCUUAUCAGUGGGUUGUAUAUAUAUUUAUAUUUUUUUAUUUUUUUUUUAUUUGGAGGUCAUAAUCUGUGGAUGUCAUACCAUAAAAUUCUAAUGAAAGCAUAAACACAACUCAAUAUAAAGGCAAAAGAAAAGUUCUGAAUAAUCUGAUGUGAAAAGUUGAAAAGGCAACAUUUUAGAUUAUUUUAUUUGAUUAUAUUGUAAAUAAAUAUAUAAGCAAAAACAAUGUAUGAACAAAUA